AUGCCGCACCGCGACACGCACCCGUACGCCGGCCGCGCCGCCGGGCUAACGUCGCCGGCCGCCUCGCCGCAGGCAUCGUCGCAGUCGUGCCUGCCGCUGCGCACGUCGCCGCCCGGCGCCGCGCUGCCGCUGACGCCGUCGUCGGCCGGCUCGCGCGCGACGGCGCUACGCAGCUAUCCCAAGCCGCUGCAGCUCGCCGCGCUGCCCGGCACGCCGUCGUCGCUGCUGCCGCACUCGCCGGCCUUUUCCUCGACGUCGUCGUUCGCAUCGAUCGGCAUCGCCGGCGAGGCUGCGAUUCCCAGCGCCUGGAGCACGCCCGCCACGUCCGCCUCGUCGUCGCCCCAGUCCGCGCUGCACUCGCCUGCGCGCAAGUUCCGCUGGCGUCCGGGGACGUCGUCGAGCGCCGCAGGCACAGACUACGGCGCCGCAUCGAGCUCGUCCACGGGACUGCCGCUCAGCCGCAGCAUCUCGGGCGCGCACAGCGCAGCCGCCCUGCCGCCGGCGCGCAAGGAGGGCUGGCUCUCGGGCAAGCUCCGCAAGAGAAAGGAGGACGGCGCGACUGUCACCUCGCCAUCAAACGGGCCGCUGCGGCACGCUUCUCGUCAAGACUCGACCGGUCGUCCGUCCUCGCCUCAGCAGGCAGCGUCGAGCGAGCGCAGCUCGGAGCAGCAGAGCCACUCCUUCAGUCUUCGCUUCAAGCCCGGCGGAGCAAAGCCAUCGCUCAAGAGCAAUGCCUCUCACGCGCUGCCUCACGGACCCUGGAGCUGCAUGACGCAGCCCUGGCCCCUGAACGCGCGCAGCGAGGUGCCGUGCGGAACGUGGGCCGACUUCGCUGCCCUCUACGCGGCGGGCUACGUCGAUCUCUCCGACCCGCCGUGGCCCGUGCAGCUGCUGCGGCGCAGCACAUUCUUGGGCUCUGCGCUGGCGAGCAGCCCACGCACGCCCGAUGAGCGUCCGCGCCGCUCAAAGUCUGCACGCGAGAAGAAGCGACGACCCAGCACGGCGCCUACCUCCGGCCCCCGCGGCGCCCUCUCCGCGGGGCCGUCGCCAUUCCCGCCGCCUAGCCUUCCUCUGCCUGCGCUGCCCUCGCGGCCGGGCUCGAGCGGACACUCGCGCGAAGCGACAGAGGAGCUCCGAAGCAGCGCCGAGAUGCCCGACGACGAGCGGCAGACCGUGUGGGAAGUCAGCACACAGGACGACGACGACCUGUGCCCGCCGCCAUCGCCGACCAAGCCGCUGGCUGCUGCCGACGGCGCCAUCAAGAAGGGCAUGCGAGCCCCCGUUCCAAACUUCGAGCAGGCGCGUCUGCAGUCGCUCGUGGCUCUGCAGCCAUCCCGCUUCUACAGCUCUGCCUUCGCCGGCAGCGGCGCGUCGCUCGCCACUCCGCACAUCACCUUGGGCCUCGAGGAGGAGCUGCAGACUCAGGACGAAGCGGCCGACCCCAUCGAGGCUCUGCGCAGUGCUGCAGCACGUGCGGUGGAGGCGCUGCUCAGCAGGUGCAAGAGCGCUGCACGGGCACGCUUCGUAUGGGUCGAGGCCGAGUGUCUCGGCGUUGUCGCAGAGGGAGAGACCGACGAGUUUGCCCGUCGCUGGGAGCUCGACCGUGCUGCGUCCUUGGAGGUGCGCAAUGCGCCGAGCUACGCGCGAUGGUCCGUCCAGACUGACGCCCUUCUUGCUCAGGCGCAUGUCAUCCUCAACCGCGGAGAGCAGAUGGUCGUGCUGGACACGCUGAGCGAUCCGCGCUUCACGCAAUCGGAGGCUGCGCAGGUCGGCGUCGUCUUCUACGUCGGCGUGCCGAUUCUCAGCGAGGCCGGACUGCCUCUAGGUGUCCUGUCGCUGUCCGAAGUCGUAGCUCGUGAGGCCUGGACCCCGGCGGAGGGGCGGCUGCUCGCCGCGAUGGCACGCGAGAUCGAGGGCACGAUUGCAAAGGUCCGCGAGCUCGAUCACACGGCGCUCUGCGGGCAGCUCAGCCAGAGCUUUGCAAAGCUGGACCGCGCGCUGUCUGCCCACCUGGCCGGGAACGAAGACCUCGCUCGCGCAGGCGGCUCGGCUGGCCGCGCGUUCCGUGUGGUGCAGUCGAGGUCGCCGGGCAGCUCGAUGCCUCCCGGUCCCGGCACUGCACCAGCACGCCCGCAAGUCGUGUCCAGCAUCGCAGACGAGGUGACGAUUGAUGAGCGAUCGGCAGCUGCAGGCUCGAUAGGUCUCGAUCGCAGCGCGUCUUCCAGCGCGCCAAAGGCGAGCGCAUCGCUCGAGGGCGCCGUUCGAGCAGUAGCCGCUGCACUUCGGCUGGACGCAGUCUACUUUGCCAGCGCCGGUCGCAUCUCGCAUGUCCUGGCCGCGUGCGGUCUGCCGAGCGCCGCGCUGGAAGGCACCAUCGAGCUCGACAGUCGCGCGCACACCAGCGCCCUGCACGCCCCGCUGGUCUACCAGGACGUGCACGUGGCACGACGCGACCGCGAGAGCCUGCCGUGGUGGUGCAGCGGCGGAUUCGUGUCGGGCAUGCUCGUCUCCUGCAGCACGAGUGCUGUCGAGUCGCUGUACCCGCCGAGCCCGACUGACCCGCUCGUCGUGCUGGUCGCUCUGAGCCGCGAGCGCACUCGCGUCUUCCGCACUGCCGAGCUCGAGUACUUGCAGAAGGUCGCAGGCCUGGCUGCGCCGCUCUUGCCUGCGCCUGCGCGCGCGCUGCUGCUGCCCUCGGCGCUUCCGCCUCUUUCGUCCCCAACGCCCGAGAUGCGUGGCGGGAUGGGCAAGGCUCGCGACCUCGUGCUGGACCGAGAGCCACGCGACGCCUCGCUGGACGGACGAAACGAGUACGCAUGCCGCGCAGAGGAAGGCGGUCUUCUCCUGAGCGGCCUGAGCCCGUCGGCGUCCACACCCUCGCUGGCGGCGUCCGUCGAGAGCGACAUACUUGACGCCGCGUCGUCCAGCAGCGGCCUGGUUGGCUAUCCGCUCGUCGCCAGGCCAGCGGUCUCCGCUCGUUCUGCUCGGCCCAUCGCAAGCCUCUCGGCUCCUCAGCACCAGCCAAGCAGCGGACAGGGCGUGCCGCAUUGCCAGACCUUUGGCACUGGCCGCGACACGGCACGCGAGCCCCUCCGCCUUGCCGCAGCGCCACGCACUGCCGACGACCAUGCGUUCGAGCGCCGCGCUGUGGACACGUCGGCGAUUCGGCGGCCACUGGCUCCUCUUUCGCUCCCGCACGCGUCGGGCAACUCCGGAGAGGCGCCGUCGCACCUGCUUGUGCGGCGAGGCUCGAGUGCCUUGCUCAAGGUCGCGCGCAUGCGCACGCUCGCUGCCGGCGAAGACCAGGCGGCAGCUGCGAGAAGCGCCCGGCGCGGCUCCGUCCCGCGCUUCGACCAGCCGCAGCCAGAUGCUCGCCCCCACGAGCGGACGACUGUGCGGCGUGCCGCGGCGCAAGAGCAGCAGAGCCCUGCCGUCGCCUCUGCCAGCAAUUCGCCGCCAAGCGCCGCAGACGAGCUCGACAUCCUGGCGCAGGAGGUCGCACAGAUGCGGCGCGAGCGCCAGCGCGACCAGGAGCGCAGGCGGUUCGGCGAGCUGCCUAUCGUGCACGUAGGGCGAGACGCGCGCACCACUCCGCUGUAG
Molecule: messenger RNA, 3600 nt
Organism: Tilletiopsis washingtonensis
Lineage: Eukaryota; Fungi; Basidiomycota; Exobasidiomycetes; Entylomatales
Exons: 5
Coding region: 1-3600 (1199 amino acids)
Source: RefSeq, a predicted model, not a curated record